Molecule: messenger RNA, 938 nt
Organism: Hibiscus syriacus
Lineage: Eukaryota; Viridiplantae; Streptophyta; Magnoliopsida; Malvales; Malvaceae
Product: E3 ubiquitin-protein ligase RNF185-like
Exons: 2
Coding region: 132-842 (236 amino acids)
Biological process (GO): ubiquitin-dependent protein catabolic process
Cellular component (GO): endoplasmic reticulum
Molecular function (GO): ubiquitin protein ligase activity; ubiquitin-like protein conjugating enzyme binding; metal ion binding
Source: RefSeq, a predicted model, not a curated record
UUUUCUGCGAUCUCCAUUUUUUUUCUUCUAAUUUUAUUAUUUAUCUUGACUCUUUUGGAUCGGUCGAUUGCCUAAUCGAUAGGUCCUUUGAUCUCCUCAAUCUCUUUGAAGGAAUCCUAAUUUUGGAACAAAUGGCAAGUGGGUAUGGGGAACCAGCGAGCCAUUCGCCCCAGAAUCCAUCUUGCUCUAGCAACAAUGCUAAUGGUGAUGCUGGUAAUUUUGAGUGCAAUAUCUGCUUUGACUUAGCACAAGACCCCAUUGUCACUUUAUGUGGUCAUCUUUUCUGCUGGCCUUGCCUUUACAAAUGGCUUCAUGUUCAUUCCCGUUCUCACGAAUGUCCUGUUUGUAAGGCCCUUGUUGAGGAAGAAAAAUUGGUCCCUUUGUAUGGAAGGGGAAAAUCAUCUACCGAUCCUAGGUCGAAAUCUAUCCCGGGUGUUAAUAUUCCGAAUCGUCCAGCUGGACAGAGACCUGAAACGGCUCCUCCACCUGAUCCAAAUCAGUUUCCCCAAAAUGGGUUCGGGUUCAUGGGAGGCUUGGGAGGCUUUGGAGGCUUUGCACCAGUGACAACAGCGAGGUUUGGGAAUUUUACACUAUCUGCUGCUUUUGGUGGACUUCUCCCGUCGCUGUUUAAUCUUCAGGGCCAUGGAUUUCCUGAAGCGGCCAUGUUUGGUCCAGCUGCUGGGUUUCAACAUUCAUAUCAUGGUGGCCAUGCUCAUGGAUAUCACCAUCACCACCACCACCACCACCACCAUCGUACCGCACAAGGCCAGCAGGAUCAUUAUCUGAAGAUGCUGUUUUUGGUUAUCUUUGUGUGUGUUAUCUUUGCAAUGAUUUAUCAAUAGGUCAAAUCUGCUAUCAAAGCAUGAAUUGCUGACAUAUUUUAGGAUUGUCAGUCCGAUAUCUUGUGUAAAUCUAUCAAAUGCAUUUUCGUUUUUGUU